UCACUAAAUCACCGGUGGUGACGCGCCGAGAGUCCACAGUAGUGAGUAAACUUGAAGUUAGUCUUGUGAGGAAUGUUGUUUCAGUGUAUCAGGACUACGACUGUGAUUCGGACGUUUUCUGGAUUGUAGCUGCAAGACAAUGCAGAGAUUUUACUGCAACUUCAGGCGGCGGACGGGCGCGGGCAGCGCAGUUAUCCUGUGCGCAAGUGUCAUUCUGAGUGAAUAAUCCGAAACAACUGCAGGGAUGCCUCUGAUCAGCCUGGACGACGAUGAUCAGAGAUGGGUCCCAACGCAUGUCAAUGUGACCGUCCUUCGAGCUAGGGGUCUGCGGACGAAGGGCAAGCAAGGCAGCCGCUAUGUUUACACUAUCAUGCAUGUCGGCAAGGAGAAGUACACCACCGGCCUGGUGGAGAAGGCGGAGGAGCCGCAGUGGAAUGAGGAGUGCUCGUUUGAGCUGAUGCCCGGUUUGCUGGAUGCGGGAGGGAUGAGCGCCUACCCGCCCGGGAGCAGUAACCUGGUGCUCACCGUGAUGCAUCGGGUGCUCAUCGGGCUGGACGUGUUUCUCGGUCAAACUAUCGUUCCCCUGGACAAAGUUUUUCAGGAUGGAAUGUGUCCUAGAAAUGAGUGGCUCAAGUUGCGUUCCAAGGUUGGUCGAAAAGAGAAGGAGCGGGGUGAGCUGCAGGUGACUGUCCUGUUCACACGUAACAACAUGACUGCCAGUAUGUAUGAUCUGACAGUAAAGGACAAGCCUCGUUCCGCUUUUGGGAAGCUGAAGGACCGCGUCACAGGCAGGAAGAGAGGGGAUGUGGAAUCCUCCUCCGCCAUUUUACCUGGCCGCUAUGCCGCCCUGUCGGGAUCUGUAGGUCCGCCCUUUGCGGGAGAUGUAGGACCAGAUGAACCGCGUGAGGAAGUGGGAGUUGAUGAACACAGGAGCAAGGUGAAAGAUUUCUUUCUGAAAGGAAAACUGCGUAAGAAUUCAGACACACGAUCCUGUUCGUCAUUGGCAUCAGACAGUAGCAUAGCAUCAUCUACCGGUGAGCCGUUUGUCCCGAUAGAGCUGUCCAGAACUCCCAUCUACAGCCCCAGAUUGAUGGAGCCCUACCGCAUGGACAGUGAAGGAGCGAUUAAAGAUCCUAAAGUGAUGACCCACAAGCGUGCACACAGCGAUGAAGCCAGUAAGAUCACAGGUGUUCCUUGGCCUAGCACUGUUGUGGAAACUCUAAAAGGCCAGAGCAUGGCACUUUCCAAAUCCACCCUCUGCGUCAAUGGUAGCCAUAUCUACUCAUCUGAGCCUGUUAGCCCCAAAAGUCCAGGCAACAUCCCAGCCAAGCGCUCCCUUCUGGAGAAAUGUGCACCCCUCUCUCGCUCUCUCCAGAACCUCACCAGACGUGGUGAGGACUUACAGAAGAGUGAUGGGAGACGCUGGUCCAUUGAAAAGGGUAAGAAGGAGGAUGGGGUGGUAGAUGAAGCUAGAAGCCAGACCCAAGGGGCUACCAUGUCAGAGGGAAAGCCAGUGCAGGCCACGGGAACUCAGGCAGUGUCUUCUGGGGUUAUGGAAGUGGUGGAUAAAGGAAAAAAGCUGAGGAAAACUCUUUUUUCUAGUGAAAGGAGCGACUCUCCCCCAGCCAAGCCAGAGCAGAGCCAGGUUUCUUCUUCGCUUGAGGGCAGACGGAGAGGUUGGUUUGGCUCCGGUGACUCCCAGAACAAGCCAAGGCUGGGAGUCUCUCCUAAGGUAGAGAGCAGCUCAGACACCCACUCUCCCCACCUCCCUUGCUUGCCCAAUCAGCCCCCAAGUUCUCUCCCCCUUGCUUGCACUACUGCCUCUGUGUCUCCACCUAGUGGUAAUCACACCAACCCAUUCACCCAUCCAUCUCCAUCCCAAGCACCCCCUUCCAUAUCUCCCUCCAAUCCCUUUCUCACACGACUACAGCAAAACCCAUUUUUUGAUGAUCUUGUAGCUGAGGAAAUGCUGAAGUCUCCCACUGUUGGUUAUCAUUACUCUACAAUCCCUGUUGGACCUGGCCUCCCCAGCCCCCUCUGUAAUGAACUGCAGAACAGAAUGUCCGCAGUAAAGCUAGAGAGACCCAGGAGUAUGGCCAGGCAGAGAUCACUCCCCGCUAUCAUGCCCAAGACACCAGGCACGCCCACCAAUAUCUCAAACACUCAUCCAAACAACUAUCUGUGUGAGAGGGCUGGGGAAUGGGAUGAUUUUGAGGCAUUUGCCACUAGCCGGCUAAAAUCACCAGUGGGAAUUCCAACUAGACCGCCGUCAGCACCGUUUCUCUCACAGGUACCAAACACAAACCAGAUGGUGUAUGAAAGUCAUAAACCAAACAUUGGUUUGAGAGUUGAUGAAGUUGAUAUGGCUGUUCCAAAGCCAUGGGAUCCCCCUUCUCUCCCACCACGAAGAUCCACGAGGACCCAAUAUCCAGCCUGGGAGAGGUGCUCUGACACCUGGUUGGAUCGAGCCCAAGAGCUGGCUGUGCAGAAAGAAGCUUGCUACCUCUCUCAGACAGACUUUGCCUCCAUGCAGCAUGUGAGAGAAGGUGACAUGAAGAUGAACUCUCUAGUUUUAUGUUCAGAUAAAGAGCCUUUUACAGACUUGCAAAACAUGACUUCAGUAGGAUACAACAAGAAGUGUCUUUCAGUGGAAACAGAUUUGAAGAGUGGACUGGAUGGAUUGAAAGUUGGGGAAGAAAUAAUUUUGCCAAAAAGAGCUUGUCCUAAUUUGACCGGACCCAUGUUCGAUACGAACAACAUACCUUACAUUUCUCCGAAUGGUUUUGGUGAGGACACAGUUGGAAGUUCCUUCCAUUCUGAAUGUGAGUACACAGUACCUGAAACAAUGUGCUUCCCUUCUGACUGGGAGACCACAGUGACUGAAUCGCUUUCCAGCUCCCCUCAGAACCAACCAAAACAUGAUCUGGACACAUCCUGUGAAAUAGAUCCAAAGCAAAAGGCCUCCUCUGAGCAACAACUCAAUACUAAAACUAGCAAUGACAUUGGCUUGUUUACCCUCUCCCCAAGAGAUUCAAACAACAAUACAAAUUCUGUAGAAUUUGCUUUCAUUGAUUCUGAAAGUUCAACAUCGGAAAUGCAACCACAAUUUCAGAUUAACAAAGACAGUGUUAAAGCAUUAAAACAGCAUCAAAACAGUUUUUCAAAUGUGGACUCUGGGAAUGGUGUGACUCUACACAGGUACUCACCAGGAUUACCUGAGGAUUUAAUGUGCAAAAUGGCAUCUGAGUUGGAGAUGUUCUCACCAAAGAAUGCUUGUAUCAGUUACACCAAUAAAGAUAUCACAUUUAAUGUUUCUGACUCACCAGACCUUAACAAUUUGGAUUGCUCAUCACCUUAUGAGAGAUCUUAUGAAGGACUGGGAGAACAGGAAGUUAACUCGUGUGAACACACAGAGCAUUGCAACACCACUUCAAAGUUAUACUGUGAGUCUCUUAACAAAGAGAUCUCUGUGAUCACGCAAACAUUUAUCAAUAGCAACACUGUAACAAAUCAAAUCAAACCAGAGGCAGCAGAGGACAAUGGCAUCUUACAAGCUACACAUGAUGAUGGAGACAUCCUGUCCAGUAAACAGACUUUAAAGGAGCAUAAUGUUCAUUCAGAAGAAUCUGAAGACAUUAUCCUGACCGCAGAAGUUUGCUUCUCAAAGACACUUGAGAAGUUUGAGGAGUCUUUGACUCAGGACAAACAAAUCAGCUUUGAGGACUUGCACGCUAGGGUAGCUCCAAGAAGUUCCAGAUCCCCUUAUAAAACUGGUGUGAUAUCAGCUCGUAUUAGUCCACGCUCAACCACAAGUUCAUCCAAAACGGUCUUCAGCGCUGAGUUGCUCCCAGGCUCUCCUAAUCCUCAAUCGUGUUUAACAUCGGACCUCAGUUUGCAUGAUCUUUCCCCUUCACCCUCUCCAUUAGCUGGCACAAAUGCCUGCCUCCACCCUGACCCUUCCCUUACUAUGAAUACGCCAAAAGAGAGGCCCAGCAUGGGUUCCACCUCAUCCACAGCCCAGCCCCAGGUUGAUACAAGGCUCCCCCUCUCACCUGAGGAGACACAGCCAGCCAACGUCCUCCUGCCCCACGAGGAGAGCAGCCCUCACCUAGUGAAGCCCUUGACCAAUACAACUGUACAGGGAGAGAAGAAACCAGAAAGCCGCUCUGUACUGGAGAAACUGAAGUCCACCAUCAACCCAGGACGAUCUGUGCCUCCGACGACUGCAGAGGAUGAGAAAAAUCAGUUGGCUCUUAUGGAGGCCCGGGCUCAGUACCAGAACAUGACCAACAUGGAGCUGAUAGCUCUGCUGCUGCAGCAGGAAAUUGAUUUUAAAAAGCAGUGUGCUGAAACUGAGGUGCAGGUGGCCUUGCUGGAGAAACGGGAGGCUGAACUGAAGAAAAUGAAAGUUCAGGUCCGAGAUCUGGAGGACUACAUCGACAAGCUGCUGGUUCGCAUCAUGGAACAAACACCCACCCUGCUGCAGGUACGAGCCAGACCGAAAUGACCAGGGUGACCCGUUCCAUCAGAAGGCACCUCAUACUGACCUAUAGCCAUUUGUGAUGCUCCAUUAAAUGCCAAAACUGCCAGACUCAUGUAGACACGAUAAAGCUUUGCAUGCUUCUUACUGGACGUCCAAGUCCGCAAUCAUUUGUUAAUUCUCCAAAAGGCAGUGGAAAGUUAGAAAUAAAAUAUGCAACUAGAUUUCAUGUAGAUGUAAAUAUUCAUGGAUCUACACAAAUAUGUCUUCCUGUUCAUAAAUAUUAAAUUUCAUAAAGGGAAAUUUCUGGGAUCUUUACUUACUCUACUAAUGGAUCAGUGUACCAGAAUAUCUUUAAAUUUUCAAAAAACCCAGAUAUGCAAGCCAAAGGACUGCCUAUAAAUCUGACUUCUAUAGAUGACACUUUAACACUUGAAACUUCUGUCUUUGUAAUUGGAAGUAAAGUAUUUGGAACAAAAUCAUAAAAUAAAGGCCAAAAAUCUCAGAAACUUCUGAUCUAAUCAUCAUUUCUCCAAUUUGAUUAUGAUUCAAUCUGAAUCAUACAGAAUACAUAUCCAUAUCUCUUGCAAUUAUCGUUUAAAAUUGAUUGCAUAAAGUAAUAUAUCUGGUGUUAGAAUUCAUCUAAAUACUUAACACUGUUGAAAUCCUGAAGAUUUCAAAGAUUUGAAAACAUGAGUAAUAUUUAAUACAUAAUAUGUAACACACCUUGUGAUGUAAAAAAUUGCUUUCGAUAAUAUUCUUCUGUAAUUGUAAAUAAAUAUCUUAAUUCUUGAUAGCUUUCAAAAGCACCUUAAUGUGCAUAAUGCACCCUUGUGCUUGAGCUAGUCAGCUUCAAUGCCACAUUGAAAUCACUGAUAUCAGCGCAUGCUCACUUCCAUCAAGCUCUCGCACAAAAGCAGAGAUUGCCUCUAAGAACAUGUUAGCUAUGCAAAAACACAACUUGCUAGCUGUUAAGUUAAUAUAUGCUACACAAUUUUAGGAAUGGCGCCUUUGCACUGCUGCAUACUUAAAUCAUUGCUGAAGUAGCAAAUUUAGCAAUAUGCAAAUGCCAUUUAAACCACAAAGGCUUUUUUUAUUUAUAUUAAAUAAAGAUCUAUUGUUUAUGUUUUUCUGAAAUGUAACUACCUUGUGUUAGUGUGGCUUUAUGGUUUUCUCUGUUCUGUUCAUUCUGACAGUGUAUUUGUUUUUUAAAUUGUGAUUGUCUUUCUUUCUUUUUUUGGUUGAUAUUUACUUCAGUUUAUUCUGUGAGGUUCUGUCAUAACAGAACACCAUUUUUGUGCAUCAAGGUUGGAAAGUACAGGGCUGCAGUUAAAAUUGUGGACUUACUGCAUCAAAAGAGACUGUGUUUAAUGUAUUUGACCCCAAAAUGGACUCUGAAUCAAAAUUCCAAAUUUGCUGUGUUUUAAAGCAAACAUUGAGUUUGUGUUCCAGGAGAGAACCAUGUAGCACUGUGAUUCUAGAUUAUGUUGUUUAUUCCUUUUAAUCACCUUUUUGCAACAUGCCUCUGUGAAUUUAUUCACAUUUGUAAUUUCUUAUUCUGUUUUAUUUAUUGCUAAAUAUUUCAA
Molecule: messenger RNA, 6066 nt
Organism: Xyrauchen texanus (razorback sucker)
Lineage: Eukaryota; Metazoa; Chordata; Actinopteri; Cypriniformes; Catostomidae
Exons: 6
Coding region: 245-4507 (1420 amino acids)
Biological process (GO): regulated exocytosis
Cellular component (GO): early endosome; phagocytic vesicle; secretory granule
Molecular function (GO): small GTPase binding
Source: RefSeq, a predicted model, not a curated record